This is a messenger RNA of Drosophila obscura, 3282 nucleotides long. RefSeq lists its product as uncharacterized. Gene Ontology annotation, cellular component: nucleus. The record is from RefSeq and is a predicted model, not a curated record. The transcript is spliced from 4 exons. NCBI's taxonomy places the organism in Eukaryota, Metazoa, Arthropoda, Insecta, Diptera, Drosophilidae. Gene Ontology annotation, molecular function: transcription coactivator activity; DNA-binding transcription factor binding. Gene Ontology annotation, biological process: positive regulation of transcription by RNA polymerase II.
GUUAGAAAACGGCGUGCCUGGGCUCUGAUCGCGGCGCGAUUUCAAUUCGCAGUACAAAAUCAAAGAGAUUUGUGUCAAAAUCAUUGAAAAUGAAUAAUUUGGUGGAACGUCCAACGGGAGCAUCGACGCCCAUCAUGGGCGCUGCAAGGCGGAUCAAUAUGCAGAAUAUCGAUCAGUUCUUUGUGCCGCAUUUCGGAAAUCGGCAAAUAUUGUCCCGCAGUUGUGGUGGCGCCGCCGGUCGCAGUCUGCCAUUGCCGCUGCAGCAUUUGUUCGACGUGCCGUUGGUGCCGGUGCCAGCGGUGCCAGCGGUGCCGUUGGCGCACUCCCCGGCGCCAUCGUUGUCGCGGAUGGCGCUCAUCGAAAGCUAUUGGAUGGACAUAGCAACUAUGAUGACUAUGGAUAUCACCAAAACAGAACCCGGACUCGUCGGGCUCUCAUCGAAUCAGCAGCAACAAUCCGGACAGCAGCAGCAGCAGCAGCAGCAGCAGGCCGCCAGCAUGAACAGUAACAACGGUGGCAACAAUGUGGGGCAGAAUGCCAACAACGGUUGCAACAGCAACGGCGGCGUCGGCGUCGGUGGUGGUGGUGUCAACAGUGGCAACGGCAAUGGCAACAACAAUGGUGGCAAUAAUAACAACAACAACAACAGCAAUGUCCAGAGCAUUGCUGCGGCGGCCAACAACAAUAACAACAACAACAAUGGCAGCCAACUGUGCGCCGGCUGUGGCAAGCACAUUCAGGACCGUUACCUGCUGCGCGCCCUGGACAUGCUGUGGCACGAGGACUGCCUCAAGUGCGGCUGCUGCGACUGUCGCCUGGGCGAGGUGGGCUCCACCCUCUACACGAAGGGCAACCUAAUGCUCUGCAAGCGUGAUUAUUUGAGAUUAUUUGGCAACACGGGCUACUGUGCCGCCUGCAGCAAGGUGAUCCCCGCCUUUGAGAUGGUGAUGCGCGCCCGCACCAAUGUCUACCAUUUGGAGUGCUUCGCCUGCCAGCAGUGCAACCAUCGAUUCUGCGUGGGCGAUCGGUUCUAUUUGUGCGAGAACAAGAUACUCUGCGAGUACGACUAUGAGGAGCGGCUGGUCUUCGCCUCGAUGGCCAAUCAUCCGAUGCUGAAGCGCCAUGUCUCCUCCCUGGGACAGGGCUCGCCCACUGGCGCCGCUGGGGCACCGGGAGCCACCGGUGGACUGCUCGGCGGAGGGCCGGGCGUCGCCAAUGGCGGUGUGGGCGUGGGCAUGGUCAACGGGCCGCGCACACCCGGCGACCACAACAACAACAAUGGACCACAGACGCCCACCGGAGGCGGCUCACCCUUUGCGGCCGCUGCAGCUGCCGCCGCUGCCGCCGCACACAUGAAGAACCAGUUGGGGGCGUCCAGCUAAAAUAAAGCCCUGGGCAUGGGCGGAGUUGGACCUGGUGUCGUCGGAGUAGGAGUUGGAUCUGGAUCAGGAGUGGGAGUGGGCGUGGGCGUGGGAGUCGGCGGAAUGGGUGUUGGUGCUGGCCAACAGCAGUUCUAUGGAGCCACGGGCUUCGGUCUGUCCCACCAACAGCAGCAGCAGCAGCAGCAUCAACAACAGCAACAGCAGCACCAGCAGCAGCAGCAGCAGCAGCAACAGCUAAUGGGCUUGGGCCUAGGAGGAGGAGCAUCUGGAUCCAUUGGAGCAGGAGGAGGAGGAGGAGGAGCAGCAGGAGGAGGCGUUGGCAGCAUGGGAAGCAGCUGCAAGCGCUACCAAAGAAAGUUCUACAACCGCAACUGAAUCGUGGAUCGUGGAUCGAUGAGAGAGAGAGAGAGAGAGAUGUGAAGAGAAGAGAAGAGAAGAGAAUAUAGUAGAGAGAUGAUGCCACAUGAUGACGGAUGAUGGAGUCGAGAUAUAUUCAAUCUUCGUUUGCUUUUGACUGAGUUCAAGUUUAAUAGUGUUAUAGUUUUAGUUCUUUGAUUAAGUUGCCACACCAAUCACUUGCUGAAUGUUGCACAUGCUGCAGAACUGCAGAGCUGCAUUACUAAGUUUUCAUUUCCCAUUUUCCAAUGGGCAAAUAUUCGUUUCGAUUUAAGAUCUGUACAUAAUUUACUUGCUAACUUGUUGACUUUUUAACGCUAUGGAUAGUUUUUUUUUUUAUAUUUUUUUUUAUUUUCGAGUGUUGAGUGUGUACCACAUGCAGAUGGGUAUAUUCGUAAUCAUAUUCAUAUUCAUAUUCAUAUUAAUAUUAUUCAUAUUGAUAUAUGUAACAAAUAUUUUAGUUUUCACGCUCGAAGCGUGCGGUGCCAAAAUAAAUUCAAAGCAGUGCCAAAAAAAGUCAAGAAAGAAGCAUAAAAAUAGAGGAGAGGAGUGAGAGAGAGAGAGAGGAGAAAGGAGAAAGGAGAAAGAGAGCGGCCUCAUCUCAUGUCUGCCCCACCGAUUGAACAAGCAAUCCCCGAUAUAUACCCAGAUUUAAGUUUCCAAUCUCCAAAACACACAAACAAAUGAGCCAGGGGACGCAGCAUGGGGGCAGUCGCUCCAGGUUAGGGUUUGGCAAAACGUUUGACUUUGAUGAUGUGUAAAUAUUGAAAAAAUUCUCUGCACACGACUACGACUAUACAAUACAAUAUAUAUAUAUAUAUAUACUUACGAUACGGAGUGGAGUGAAGUGGAGUGGAGUGGAGCGUAGUAUAUACAUACAUGCAUACAUAUAUAUGAUUUUUGUUCUGAUUCCAUUUUAAGUCUGUUAGAGCAACAUUGUUGAUUAUUAUUUAAGUUUAGUUUAGUGCGAGGCUAAUUAUCGCGGCAAACCAUAGCGGAAACCGAAAGAUGUAUAGACGAGAGAGCGGAGAGUGGUGUGUUGGGGAGGGGCUGGUGGGCAAAAGGAUUGUCCUCCAAUUACGAGCCGAACCGCCGUAACCCAAGCACUAGAGUUGAUGUAAAGAUAUGUGUAUCUAUGUAGUAUAUAUACAAUAUGUAUAACCGAUAACCAACAAGUGAAACUAGUUACAAUAUAAAAACUGUAUUUAUUAAUCCCAUAUUUUUUUUUUUUUUUGGUGAAUCCAAUUAAUCAAUAAUCAAUAAUCGGCUAUACGGCUAUAUAAUUAGUGUCCACUGUGUGUCGCGGGUGGGGUGUCCGCGUGGGUUGGCAUUCCGGAGUUCCACCCGGGACGACCCAACCCAAGCCCAGAACUAGCAAAUAUAUAGUAUAGAGCGUAAGAUGGAGCAGAAGAAACCAAAGUGUGUGUAUAAGCAAAAACAAAACAAAACAAAAAAGCGAAAAGCAAAAAAAAAACUAUUGUACUAUCAAUCUAUCAAUGUAUCU